Messenger RNA from Entrophospora candida, 2187 nucleotides. Lineage: Eukaryota; Fungi; Glomeromycota; Glomeromycetes; Entrophosporales; Entrophosporaceae. The record is from the annotation of a GenBank genome assembly.
AAUUCUCAUCUGCUGGACCUAUAAGAUUUCGUAGAAAUCGGAUUCACCUAAGAACACCUUAUGACAGAGAUGCCGCUACUCCUUCUGCAACUACUAGUAUCUCUCUAGAUAAUAUUUCGAUUUACAUUCAUAGAAUAUUUGGAAAGGUAAACAUUGAACAAUUAUCAAAAAAUUGUCGAGAUCCUUCAAAACCUCGUCUUCAUGGAAAUCGUGACUUGGUCGAAACUGAUUCUAGUGCUCGUAUCGAGGAAAAAUUGUUAAUGGAAAGUCUUCCAAUCGUUCAUAAAAAAAGAGGUUAUUCGUACUCGGCAAGAGAAAAAGAUAUUGCUGCUGAAACAGACUUUUUAUCUGGCAAAAAAAGACUUUCUGAAGUCAUUCCACCCUCAUCAUCAUCAUUGAGUCCAAGUAAUAAAAUCAAACCUUUAGGUUUUAAGAAUUUCGCUCAUUUGCAAGAUCAAAAUUCAAAAUCCAAUUCAUCUGUAUUAUAUGAGAAUGAUGUUGAUCAAAUAAAGAAAAUUCUUGUGAAACCACCAGUUUCUAAGAGAUUUAAAUAUGAACAAUUAAAUCAAGCGAAAAUUGAUUUUGUUAGAAAUCCUAUAAAAAUUGAUCCUAAAAUUUUAUAUGAUAUAGAUAAUUAUAAUCUUUCAUUAACUAAUAAUGGGGCAAUGUCAUCAUCAUCAACUAUUGGUAAUAAUGUUAGUAGCAGCAGUGGUAGGACUAUUAUAUCAUCUUCGCCUGUUCAAAAGCCUGAUCCAGCAAAUUAUUUACAAUAUGAUUUUUCAAUAAUAACAAAACAAAAAGAAGAAAAAGAAGAAUUAGAUAGUUCAAAUAUGAUUAUUACCAAUGACAAUAUUAACAAUGACAAUGUUAAUAAUGUUGGUGUUAACAAUGUUAAAUCAGGCAUAUUAUCUACAAGUAAUUCACUUGCUUCAAAAAAUAAUUAUGAUAGUAAACAAUUAGAUAAUGAAAUACCAAAACUAAAAAAUGAUUUCUCAAUUCCAUUUUCAACAAACAAUAAGAUCAUCAAUAAUAAUAAUCACAAUUCUAAACCAACCUCAAAUAUCUCUAAAAAUUUUUUUGAUGAACCUAUUGAUGAUAAUCUUAUUAUCAAAGAUGUGAAUUCAAUUCCUUUAGUAUCAAGUGUAACUAAUAAUCCAUUUUCGGUCCCUUCUUUUGAUCUUAAUAAUGCUAAUAAUACAAUUUUACAAACAGAAGAAGCAAAAGUGUCUGCUCCUACUGCCAACAUUACUACCACCAGUACUAGGGAUACUGCUUCAAAUAUUGUAACUGAUGAUAAAUCUGCUAAACCAAUUUCAACAACACCAUCAUCGGCUGCUCUUGUUUCCAUCACCAAAUUUAUUGUGCCUAAAGAGGCUGUCAAAUCUUCUCCGGUAAAUAAUGUUUUUGGAUCAAAGUUUUCUUCACCAAAACUAAAUGAAGACCAAACAUCAAUAGAUCUAAACACAAAUAGCUUGUUCAGCACAAAGCCUAAUCUAACGUCACCAGCAUUUAUUAUCAAUCCAUUGGUAAAACCUGCUGAUUUAGUAGAUUCUAAUGAAAAAGAAACAGCAAACAAAAAUAAAAAGGAGGAUAGUCAGAUUGAAAAUAAUAAAGAGACUAUGCAAACGCCUUUAACAAAACCAUUAUCUUCUACUUCAUUUAUUACACAACAGUCAUCAUCUCCAACAUCUUUGGAUAUAAGUUCACAUUCUGAUUCAAUGGAUAUUGAUGUAGGCUCUUCCGCUUCUCUCACUUAUGUCAGCUGCAUUCGAACUAAUCGUAAAACUGAUCUGGUAUCAAGUCAUAAUGAAUCAAAUAUGAUCCAACCUGUUGAUAUUGGCGGUGGUGGUGCUAAUAAUGGAGGUUCUUCAUUUAAAUUUGAUUUAGAGGUUCCAAAAACACAACCUAUUCAACUUUAUUCGCCUGAUACAUCUUCAACUUUUAUAUUUAACAAUCCAUUUUCAUUGCAACAUCAACAACAGCAACAAAAUUCUUUUGGUGGGGGUCAAAGUAGCAGCAAUAUCAAUAAUAAUAUAUUUCAGAGUCCAAUUAAUAAUUUCUCUAAUAAUGAUUCACAAAUGCCAUUUUUCAACUUUGUUGAUAGUGGUGAUGUUAGUGGUAAUUCUUUAGUGCUAAACACUCAACCAGUUUCAGGUAGACCAAUUGCCAAACCAGUCAGUAAACGCC